AUGGCACCACCCCCAAGAUGGUCAAUGUUUCCAGAUCAUCAUUCUGAAGUAGCAGACCUGCUAGAAGAAGACAACCUCUACUUCACCUUCCACCACGGCGACAAAGAAACGGGCCACAUCAAAGGCUACGACACCAAUGUCAUGGGUCGCUUUCAGUGCCCUAAUCCAAACUACAAUGAACAAGGGUGGAGCAGCAAGAAGAUUGCGGUUUGGAUUCGUCUUUACUCUGGCAAGAGGUACAACGCCAGGGUCUUUCAUCAGCGAUGCAAGUCUUGCAACUGGGUUAGCCGUCCAACUCUCGAUGAUUCUUAUGCAGAACGAGUUGCAUACCGUCUAAAGAAGUGGUCGAAUGUUGAGGUUGAGCGGCCGUUUUACGGUGGAAAGAAGGGAAAGCCUCACAAGAGCGAGUUGUGCGAGGGAUGUAAGAAUGGCCAUUGCGCGGAAGGAGAUUUAGAAGAGUUGAUGGGGUCAUUGUCGUUGUUUUGA
Messenger RNA from Pochonia chlamydosporia 170, 486 nucleotides. Its product is annotated as zinc-binding domain-containing protein. The record is from RefSeq and is a predicted model, not a curated record. The coding region runs from base 1 to 486 and encodes 161 amino acids. NCBI's taxonomy places the organism in Eukaryota, Fungi, Ascomycota, Sordariomycetes, Hypocreales, Clavicipitaceae. The transcript has a single exon.